UCUGCAGUUCGCUGGGUUGACUUCAGCAUAAAUACCGAAAACAAUAAUAAUAUGAUAAUCAUUAAAUACGGUUCCGUGCUCUCGGUGACUAUAAUAAUCAUCCUAGUCGUAAUCAAAAAUGCAAUCGGAGGUAAAUAUUAUAUUUUCUAUAAUAAUACCCCCCCUUCCCGAAAAAAUAAUCAAUUUUCCGAGAAAAAAACUACGGGGUUAUUGAAAAAAUGUAUUUUUAAUAAACCGUUUUUUUUUUUUUUUUAAUUUUUAACAAAUUGAAAAAUGUUGAAGAAAAUAUACUUAUUUUACUAAUUCUAAACAAUUAUGUAAUUUUUUCUUUUAUUUACCUAAACUACUAUACUGUUAUAUAUUACACUUACGAUAAUUUUAACCAGUAUCUAAAAUCUAACCAGUACUUAAAAUGUCUUUAAUCACAAUUAACUCCGGGUGCGAGAUUAUGUUACGAUAAAUAACUAUCUUAUCUCCUUAGGUCAUGAAAAGGAAAUAUGAUAAAUACCAUAAUAUAAUAGUUGUAUCAACAAAAUAACACAACGUAUUUGUGUAAUAUAAUAUUAUAACAGUAGGGUCUAACAUGUAUUUUUUUUUUUUUAGAGGCCAACACCAAUUUAUUGUUGUAUUGAAUUAUAAAAUGAAAAAUAAUGAAUAAAAUGGCAAUGACAAUGAGUUAUAAACACGGCACUGCAAAAAAUAUUUUCUGGUUUUAAAUUCCGAGCGUAGCGAAGGAGCUAUUGGUUUUACUAAGAUGUUUAUUUUUUUCUUUCUUUCAUUGUUCUAAUCUGUGGACACGUUUUUUCCUAGUAAACUGGCUCCGGCUCUUACGUGUAGCAUUUUUUCUGAAAGCUCAAGUUGUUUAGAUUGUACAUUAGACAAGUAAUUUUUUGAUUUUUGACGCUAUUUUUUGAUUAAAAGCACUUAAGUGUGAAAAAAUUUGAGAAAACAUAAAAUUUUAUAAUUUCAUUAUUUUAUAAAAACACGGACGACGUUUUUUACUAGAAAAAAUAGCAGACAAAUUACAAGAUAACCUUUUUUUGUUACCAUUUUGAUUUAGUUUAUUACGGUAUUAUUGCUAAAAUUGUUGAGCCACUUUUGAUCCUUUAAGGAAUUUUAAUUUUUGGGCGUUUUUGUUGUAAUUUACUUAUAAAUACACGUAAAUACACGAAGACACUUGAAAUUGAUUUAUUAAAUCUUCUUCAAUAUUAAUAUUUUAUUUUAAAAUAUAUUUUAACUUAUCUUAAUAACCAAUAUUUACUUAUUUACAUUAUGUACAAUAAGCGGAAUUGUUGAAAAAUAAAACUAAUGUAGACAUGAUAGACUUGGGUGAGAGAGUUAAGUAUUGGUAAUAUCUUACUUCUUGAAUUUAACAAUUGAAGUUUUAAUAUUUAGAUUAUUUUGAGAUCUCUACACCAACCCUGCUUCAGUUGCUUGGAGGAUCACCGAGUAUAUUUUCUGGUAUGUGUGCAUAGGCACAAAUAGUGUCAAGACAUAGGUACAAAUAGUGUUAAGACUUUUUUCACGUUUUAAUUGCUUUCAUGUGGGAACUUAAGGGCACCACAAGUACUUUCCAGGGGCACCGUGACUCAUAGAAAUGAUUUAUAAUAAUUUGUUGUAAUUGCUUUUUUUAACUUUUGUUAAUUUGAAAUUUAAUCCUAAAAAUAAAGAGUACAUUAAAUCGGCUGUAUGUUUAGAAUUCUUAUAUUAUAUUAUAUUCAGUAAAAUUAUAAAAACUGAUUAUCAUUAACAAUCAGUGUUGAUUUUAUAUGUAUAUUCCUCGCGGUAUUCACGGAAGAAUACCGUGGCUAAAUUUAGUACAAAAAAGGGCACCGCCAGGAAAAAAAGUUUGAGAACCACUGAAGUAGGCAACUAUUAUUAUGUAUAUUAUAUUAGUAAGUCAAAUUUCCUAUAGGUAAUGGAAUAUCUAUGACUUGUAUUAAAACUUUCAAGCUGAUCUCAUAUUACUGAUUAUGAUCAUAGACCAAGGGUUGCCAACUUUUUCCAACUAGUGAGCGACAUUUAAAAUUUUCAUUCUCAACUAUUUAAAUACAUUCAGUUUAGAAAAGGUGUACAUUCUAUACAAUUUAUACAUAUAUCGGAUCAACCUCGGAUCAACCACUUACAUGAUUUUACUCGUACAUUAUUAAAAAAAUAUAUAUACAUUAAAUUCACAACUUUAGUAAUUACCUAGGAUAUUAUCAAAAUAAUUUGCGAAAAACUAAUAACGUGCUCUUUUAUUUUUUUUUAUCUACACAGGUAAUACUAGUGGACCAGAAGCGAUUACCGAUAAUCUCGGUCCCAAACCACCAGAAUCAAUACCAAAUGAUGACGAUGGUUAGUUAUAUAAAACAUGGUAUUGUAGAGGAUUUCUUUUCAUUCGUUUUUACUUAAUCCUUAUUCGAAUGCGUAUACCAAUUAAAAAUAAUAUUUCAAUAUUAGAUACACAUUGUUCAGGGACUGAUCCAGGAUAAGUUAACGGGCUUGAAAAUUCAUAUUCGAGACACAUUUAUAUAGAGAUCAAUGAUGAAUCAAGUUAAGAGUAUUAUGGGGCUAAGAAUAUAAUGGGGUUAAAGUUAUAUCGAACAGUGAAUGGAAGGUGUGAUUACCCUUAUCGCCCCCUCCCACGGAUCAGCCACUUACAUGGAUUUAUUUAAGAUAUUUUUUUCUUACGAAACACUCAAAUCCUGUAUAAUGAAUACUAAUCGAAGUUAUUUUUAAUUAUUAUACAUUCGCAUUUGUAUAGGUAUUUUUACAACUACACAAGACUUAAAGAAAACUCAGAUCACUGAAGGAAGUCCGGACGAAACAAAAAGUAAACCUAUAAACCGUUAUAAAUAUUUAACAACAAUCGUUAUAAUUAUUAUUAAUAUUCCAUUCAUUAACCGUAUAAAAUCCACCCGUUAUAAAAAAUGGAAAAAGUGAUAUCUGAUUUUGAAUUUUUAAACGGCUAAUUCUUCAUUCCUGUACCAUCAAUCAGACGAUAUAAUAAAAAAAUAUUAAUUUGAUUUAGCAGUGAAAUGGAUUUAGAUUUGACGCGAAAUCAACAAAUGCUUGAAAGAUAAAAUUUUAAUAUUAUUGACAAUGAUUUAUUGUAAUAUUGUAUUAUAUGUAUAAAAUUACAUGUAAUAAAAAUACGGACAUACUUCACACGUAGUUGGGCUACUAUUGUAGGUGAGAAGUUAAGAAGGUAGUAGAGGAAAUAUUAAAUAUACAUCUGUACGCAACGAUUAACCAUUGCUAACGAAAAACGAUUCUGAGCGGAGUUCGGUUAAUAGUGUUGCUUUUCCAAUGGGAAAAACAUAGGAAAACCGUAGGAAAAACGGGAAAAUAGGUACAAUAUUAAACAAAUAUUAUUAAAGAAAAUAUAUAAUUUAAAUUAUAAUUAAUUUACACUCAGAGUCGUUUUAUUGUUAGCAAUAAUUUAUUGUUGCUUACAGAUACAUUCAAUUUUCCCUCUACUACCUUCCCAACUUCUCACUAAGUGGCUGCACCCACGUGUGAAAUAAGUCCAUUUAUUUAAUAUUGCCAGUUGUUUUUUGUGUACACAGGUAAAAAAAGAGGCUUCAGAAAAACCAAAGUUGAUACAUCAGGUGAAUUGCAGCAUUUAGAUUAGUUUUUUUUAAUCGUUUGCAUUCCGUACCUACAUUUAUGUAUAUAUAUUCGUAUAUUAGAAGUUACAAUUCAAAAUAAUAAAUGAUUAAAUUGACGAAUAUUUUUUUUUUUUUAAGUAAAAAAAAGGAAAAAGAUAAUGUAGAUACUUCUGAAUGCUGAUGGAUAUUCCACUGGUUGUAACUGGAAGUUGGAAAGUUAAGAUACAUAAAAUUAUUAAAUGUAUUUAUGUACGCAACAGUAAAUCAUUGCUGGUAAAAGACGAUUCUCGGCAAAGAUCAGUUAAACAUGUUUUUAAAUACCAUAAUGUUUUAGAUUUUCAUUAAAAUUUUAACGUUAUUCACUUCUAAAAAAAAAAAAAAAAAAAAAAAAAAAACAACUACAUUAUACUAAACUUUUAUUUAUUUUUUUUUUUUUUUUUUACUACUAUAAUGAACAACUAAUAAUGAACCUCGCUUGCAGUUUUCAAUCGUUUCUGUUUUGCGAAAAAUUAUAUCUACAGAAAACCAAAUAAAAAUAUAAAAAAACCUUGAAAAUAUAUAAUGUCUAUUGUAAUAGCUCAAAAAUAUUCACUACGGAUUUUCGAUAUUUAUAUUAUAGUAUCACUUUUAAUAAACCUUAAUAUAGUUUUUUAAGUAUUUUUGGAAACCAAACAUACUUCGUAUAAGCCUGCAAAUAAAAACUAAAAAACAAAAUAACACUAGAGUAUUUAAAAUAACUAUAGAUUAAAAAUUAUAUUGAUAUAAAUAGCUUAAGAAUCGACGGAUUUUUUUUUUUAAUGGUAUUAUACCUACAAAAGAUCAGUAUAAAAAGUCUGUGAAAAUGUAAGCCACUGUUAUAAGUGUGAAGUUGGGAAGGUAGAGGGAAAAUUUAAUGUAUAUCUAUACGCGAUAUCGUACAUCAUGUAACAAUCGAUUAACCAUUGUUAACGAAAAUCGAUUCUGAGUGGAGUUCGAUUAACAGUAUUACUUUGUCAAUGAUAUAUAUGUCACAUUAUGGUAAAAUAAUUACAUAUGCGUUUUGUAUUUUCUUCAAUAAUAUUUAUAUAAUAUUUGUACCUAUAUUCCCUGUUUUUCUACGUUUUUUUCCAGUUUUUCCCAUGUUUUUUUCAUUUAUUGGGAAAAAUUCUGGAAAAAUCAAAAAUGACCCUAUUAAAUACUAUCUCAAAAAAAUUCCCUUUCAGAAAAAAAUGCUAUACAUUGGAGCAUGAUUUUUGGUAGAAUUUUUGUACCAAGUAUAAAAAAAAGAAAAUAAGAAAAUAAACAUCUUUGUAAAACCAAUACAUUCUUUGCUACACAUAGAAUCGAAUAUCAAAAAUAAUGAAACCUUAAUGCCAUACAUUUUUCAGUUUUUACGUUUUUUUUUUUUAAAUUAUCAAGAAAACUAUAUGGAAAAUCAAUAAUCGACUUACUUAUGCAUUUACUAACAUUUUUUUUCAUAUAUGGCGCUGCUCUAAAAAUUCAGGAUACGAUUUCGGGUAGAAAAAUAAUAUUGAAAAAAUCAAAAUUAAUGAAAUUUGUAUUGCUCUAAACAUGCCAGUUUACCUGAUUAUGAAAACCGUAUGGUCUUUCAAAAAAAUGAACUCAUCUACACACAUAAAUAGAUCCAAAAUUCGACAAAAGCGGUGUAUUGUCAUUUUUUGAAAAAAAAAAUAAAAUAAUAAGCACACGUCAUUCCAAAACCAAUACAUUCCUCGCUAAGUCCAGUCUAAAACAUGUUAAUGCAUUAAAUAUGUUAUUAUCAAAACUAUUUACGAAAAAUAAUUGUGUGUUGUUUUUAUGUAGGUACAGGCGUACCUAACCUAACCAGUGAUCCCACAACAACAGAUACAAUGCUGGAUGUUGAUGGUGAGUUCUGUAAUACAGUAAUAAGGAGGAUUUAUUUUUAAUCGUUUGUAUUCCAUGUACAAAUACCCAUUACCGAUCAAAAAUAAUAACCAAUAAAAUUAACGAAUAUUAGAUUAUAUGCUUGGUAUUAUUUGGGAAUUUAUUUUCUAACGAAACACUCGAAUACUGUAUAUAAACACUGACAUAUAUUUUUUUUUAAUGUGUAUACGCGUUUAACAAUUUUGUAGAUACAAUGCUAGAGGAUAGUGGUGAGUUCUGUAUUACAGUAAUAAGGAACAUUUAUUUUUAAUCGUUUGUAUUCCAUGUACCAUAUACGAAUACUUAUUAUAGACCGAAAAAUAAUAACCAAUCAAAUUAACGAAUAUUAGAUAUACUUGGUAUUAUUUGAGCAUUUUUUUUCUUAUGAAAUACUCGAAUAUUGUAAAUAUAAUAUAAACACUGACAGUUUUGUUUUUUAAUGUUCACACGCAUUAAACACUAUUGCAGACGAUUCUAUGGAUGAUCACCUGGGAGAACACGCUGCAGUAAUGGCUGGUCUGCAUAAGGGUAAAGUAUAAAUACUAAUAAUUAUCAAACAUUAUAUAAAAUAGUACCCUCUCUCUCUCUCCUUUUAAACCGAUAGUAGUAGAGAGUCUGUGCUUCAUUAUUGGACAUUCCUUUAUUAGGCAACAGGCAGGGAAAUGGAGUAGAAAGUCGUAACUCGUAUAUAAACGUGCAGUGGAGAUUAGUCAUGACGGCAACAACUGCGUUCGCAAACUAGCAAUCACGCAGUCACACUCAAUAACAUUCUAUAUACACUCUAUAACGGUCCCUGAAUUCUGUACACGAUCCCUUGCAUCUAUAGAUCAACAUUGAGGUCAGUUCAUGCAUUCACACAAAUAGCACCAGAUCUAGGGGAGAUACAAUCUGGGGCUCCCGGGCGUAAAGUAAUGUAUUUAUUUACCAAUGAAUAUUGUCCCUCCAGUCAGUGGCCAAGACUCGUGAGAGAAUCAAAAACUCUUCAUUCUAGUUUUUUUUUUUACGACAAUAGUAUUAAGUAGUAUUACAUAAUGCAUAUUUGAUUAUAUUUAGUAAUGAUUUAUUAUAAAUUUAAAUGAAUACUGAAGUCUGCAAUUUUAAACAUUUUACCGUGGACAAUAUGCCAAAGGCCAAAUGUCAUUACGGUCUUCUCCAUAGCAGCAGACUGUUGAUUGGCCUUUUUAGCGCUACCUGGGAGAGGCGCGCUAAUGCUAUCUGAUUGGGAUUCGCUUUUAAACUCGACGACAUUGUUUUAUCUACAUCGUGAGUUCAACAUAGGUUCAUUUGCGCAACCGUUACAUACCUAUAUAAGAUAAUAAUAUUGAAAAAUGAACGUUUUUAGUGAAAAAGGUAAAACAAUUUUAGUUUGGGAUGGAUUUAAGUUUGGGUUUCAAAAGAACUUGGCUAAUGACAUUAAACGAUUGACGUGUACAAAAUAAAUAUGUUCAGCUUAUUUAAAAACCAACCAACCUAAUGAAAUUCGGUUUAAAAACCAAUAAGAAAACUACUAAAAAUAAAAUUAAUUUUAUUAAUAACUUAAUUGAUAAAUUAAACAAAAAUUAAAUUUUAAAAUUUCAAUGUACAAAAAUAUUAGCAAAUAAAUUUAAACCUCGGAAACAUACAACACAAGUAAUUUAAAUUUAAAUUUUCGAUUUUAAAACAAUGAUAUUUAUUUAUUGAUUGUUUACUAUUUUUUAUUAUUAUUAAUUACUGUUAUACAACAGUAUUGGUAUUGUAAAACAUAAUAUUAAUUCAUCUAUAAUAUUUUUUUAUUGAUAUUAAAUACGUGAAAUUUUGAUACUUAUAUACCUAUUUGCUUUUUUGACAUCGACUUAUUACCUAAUAUAGUGUACUAAUGUUGUGCACUAAUAUCUAUGUAUAAUUAUUUUUAUAGUUUUAAAAAAAUCGAAAUAGAAAUCAAUUCCGAUACAAGAAGGUCACUACCUAAAAUAGUAGGUAAUUCGAGUAAUUGACCUUGUUAAAAAAAAAAUUCACAGGAGACAAUUCGAGGUCAGGUAGAAGGCAAUCUGUGUGCGCCCGUAUAUACAGGGGGGAAGAAUAAAGGAUUUAUAACUCACCCCUAGAGAGAGGCAUAGAACGUCUAUACUAUUAGUGGGCUUUAGGUAUUUUAACUGUCUAAAUUGUGUUAAUGCGACUCCCUCCUAAAAAAAAAAAGUCAUAAAUACCCCACUGAAAUGUUUUAUUUUUGACUAGAUUUCAAAUCCUCUUAACAAUAUAAUCCAUUAUAACUAGUAAUAAAUACAUAUAUUUCCGACUACAACAAAAUAAAAAUUAAAUUAUAAUUUCAGAUGUACACUACACUAACAGAUGGAUACGACCAACGAAAAAACUAUGCAAUGGUAAGAGUUAAACGCUACAAAAUAUUUAGUAAUAUAAUAUUAUAAAUCAAAAACCAAAAAUUUCCAAUAAUCCUAUGUGAUCAUUGUUGGAUAAGUUUUUUUUAUCUUUACAGCCAAGUGAGGUGUUGGUCAUAUACUUGGUCCAAAAAUUUUAAAGUUGAAUAACUUUUUUUAAAUUUUUUCCAAAAAAUUCCAACAGAGUAACAUUUUCGAAAGAAUUUUUAAAUUCUGUGAACUUUGUGGUACAAUUUUCACCCACCACUUUUUAUAAUUAAGUUUUGUAACAUAAAUUUUAUUUUAAUAUGUUCUUGACUUAUAAAUUAGUUAUCAUUAUUACAACAGAUAUAAAUUAUUAUUAUGUUAUUAUAUAAUUUUAUUAUUGUACUACUAGCUGGACAGUGUACGUUAUAAACUAAUUUAUUAUACAUAACUAUGGAAAUAUAUAAUAAUAAUUGCGCUCGCUACUAUUAAAAUCCCGGUUUUGGGGGUUCCUGAAGAUUUAAAAAUAUUAUAAAUUACCUACUAAUUUGUAUAUUUAAAAUAACAAUGCGUAUUAAUUAGUAAUGCGAAUUAAGUCAUUUUGGAAAUUAUUUCAAAAUUGAGGCUACCUGCUACUUUUACCGGUUUUUCUAGGGUUUUGGAUCUGUCGAAAAAACGAGUAUAAAGAAAAUUUAAAUUAAAUUAAAAUAUAAUAUAUAAAUUUAUGAUUUUUUUUAUAUAUUUGAGAAGCGAAAAAAUCCCCGAGGAACAGAAUUAAUUUCUUUCUUUAAACCUGCAGCGAGUUUGAAAUUAAUUCCUUUUUAACAAGAUUACCGUGAAUUUGAAAUAAAACUUGAAAUGAGCUUUCCGAGUACUAAAUUUUAUGCAUACAAUUUCUUGUUUACAGCGAUGUACUUGAAAACGUCCGGACAAAAGGUCAAUUACGAAAACCUAGUAAAAGUGUGCAAUCCUCCCUCAAUGAUUAAACCCGGUGUCGAAGGAAAUAUCGGUAGUAUAAUAAUUUAACUAUAACUUUGUUCAAAAUAAGAAACGCGUAGUCGGCAGCGACGAUUUUUCGUCACAGACGGUCAGAACCACGCCCAUUCUUACUCCCGCUUAGUUAACCACCUGUUGUUCAGCCGACAAUGACCGCAGUUAUUUGUGCUGGUCGGCUGACGAUGAUAGUAUCAAUCGAUAAUAUGACUAAUACUCGCUCUCCAGGACGGCAGUGCCAGCGUUCCGCGCGUGUAGUGAAGGCCACGCCCAUGCGCACAACUCGGCCGCCGACUACGUUCUUAUUUUGAACAGAGUAUAGAAACGUGUAACGCUAUAAUAGUUUAGUAAAUAAUUAUUCAGAAAAUAAAUUAGUUGGAUUAUAAAAUUAUCGAAAGUGAUAAUUAAAAAAUGAAAAAAAGACGGCAUACUUCGCACGUGAGCGCAGCCACUGUUUAAGGUGGGAAGUUGGGAAGGUAGGCUACAGACGGGAAUUUAAUGUAUAUCUGCAAGCAAAGAUAAACUAUUGCUAAAACAAUUCUGAUCCGAGUUCAGUUGAUAAUGUUGCUUUGUCAACAAUACAGUAUAUAGUAUUAUGUCGAAUUAUGAUAAAAUGAUUAAAACAAUAUGCGUUUUUAUGACAACAAUGAUUGUUUAAAAAAGAUUAAAAUAAUAAAAACUUAAUAACAACAAAAAAUAAAUAAAAACGGUUACCAAUGAUAACAUUCUUUUCAAACUUUCAAUCCGUUUUAACCUAAAGACCGAGGUUUUCUUCAUUAUCUCGAAUAUUAAUAAGAAUUUCAUAAAAUUACCUUUUUAAAGUACCACUCAGAAAAAAUUUCCUUUCAGAAAAGAUGCUAUACUUAAUAAUCAGAGUAUGUUUUCUAGUAAAAAAAAGUGUUCACGUAAAAAAAAAAUAAACAUCAUUGUAAAACCAAUACAUUCCACUCACAAUUUAAAAAUAAAAAUAUAUCAAAUUAAUUUGAUGGAAAUUAAUAAUUGACACUACUAUAUACCAUAAUCUAAAUAAUGCAGACAACAAUAAAAAUAUAAUACUUUAAUAAUGCAGAACGAUAAAAUAACAUACUAUUAAUAUUUUGAAAAUAUAAUACUGAAAUUUACCAAACAAAACCUGCCAAAAUAUUCAUUCUGAUCAUUUAGAUUUUUAAUAAACCAAGUAAUACAAAUUUAAUUUUAAUUUCAUGUUUAUUUUCUAUAAUCUUUUAAGCAGAUAUUAUUUACGAAAUCACUUUUUAUUUUCUAACAAAAUUAUGUUAUCCAAUAACGAUUAUAUUCUAGUUUUACUUUCUAAAAUAUUGGUAUUCUAAAUUAUUACAUUCGAUUGAGCCACUAUCAUCUAACGUUAUGUUUUAUGCUCAGAGUAUAAAUACUAUAAGUAGGUUAUUAUUAAUAUUAUUAUUGUUGUUGUCUUUUAUAGGUCUUUUAAACAACAAUUUCAAGCUCCAAAGUAUAAUAGUUUUGACUCGUCAUGGAGAUCGUGGUCCGAUGUAUCCCAUCAAUAACAUAAAUACCAUUGAUUGUGGCAUAUCAGGCGAUUUAGAGUAUCUUAAUUAUAUGAAGGAAAUAUCCACGUUUCAUUUUUUAGGUCCAUUUAACGAGUUCACAAAGUUACUCCCGACUGAUAGAUAUUGUACCCCUAGCGAACUGACUCCGGUCGGCGUAUCACAAAUGCUGAAACUUGGACGUAUUUUAAGGACAGUAUAUUCCCAUCUACUCGGUGGUAUCAGUUCUGAAGACAUAAUUAUAUAUAGUACCCAAUACAAUCGUACGGUCCAGAGUGCUUUAGCACUCAUGUAUGCGCUUUUGCCUAUGAGCGUAUUGUUAAAAGUAGAGUUCCAGAAAAGCCUUAGUUAUAAUUACUGUUUCGAUCAUUGCGAAUGCCCUAUCACUACUAAUAUGCGAGAUAAUCUCAAACGUUCUUCUUCGAACCGGUUGAAAACUAACAAUGCCAUAGAAAGUUCGGCUAACCGGAUGCACCGCAUAAUAUACGGGCCAAAUGAAAAAUUAAAUAUGGAUCCAUACUUAUUGAGAGACUCGAUAAUGACGUAUGUGUGUCACGGAGAACCAUUACCCUCCAGUGAGAAUUUUGGAAGUGUGAGCUUAGAUGACGUAAGAAAUCUGUUCAAUUACCUAGAACAGGAUAUGGUGCGUUACGCCACACACGGGCUACUUGAAAGAUACGGACUGCUAAAAUCCUACGGUUUAGCUCAGCAUAUAGCAUCAAACUUGUUGGCCUUAAUUCGCACAGGCAAACCGCGUCUGGUUGUAUACUCUGGUCACGAUUUGACCACUCAGUAUCUAUUAUCCGCGUUUGGCGUUCUCGACCAUCAUAUCAUAUCCCCACACUACGCUUCCCGAUUAGUGAUCGAAAUAUACCGUGAUAAUAAUACGGUGAAGGACGACAAGAACGACAAAGACAACAAGAACGACAGGAAUGACAAGGACGACAAGAACAACAAGGAAGAGGACAGUACGAAUGGUUUCUAUUUCAGAGUUGUUUUCAACGGUCGAGAUGUUACUGAAUCGGUUAAGUUCUGUAAAGACAACCAUUCCCUAGGUGAUGAUCCAGAAGAUCCAAAAGGUCCACAAGAUCCACAAGAUUCGCAAUAUCCACAAGAUCCGCAAGUUCCAGCCCACUUAUGUCCCGUAAAUUUAGCCAUCAAGUUUAUAAAAGAAGAGUACUUUACUUUAUUUAAUGUUUCUAACUUUGAAGAAGCAUGUGCAAAGAAAAUAGAGGAAUUAGGCGUACCGGAAGAACUGGAAGAUUUGGAGAAAAUGGAUGAGGAAGCAUAAAUAAUUAUUGAACAAUAUUAUAACGUCUGUUUUUUGUUUGUCGAGCUAAGUAAAAUAAUAAGAUCAAUGAUCAUAAUAUAAAAGUAUUUUCAAAAUUACCGCAGGACCGUUUGAACAAUCCUAUACGAAUUAUUAAACUCAUAUUAUAUAAUAUUGUUAUAAUUUUGUAAUAUUAUAUACAGAAUCGUAUGCCUAUCAAAAUUAUCGCUCUGAUGUAACAUAUAAAAUUAAAAUAAGGUAUAUCACCUGAAUACAUAUUAUUAUUAUUGUUAUUGAUUGUCUUUAAACAGAAUAUUUUUAUUAGAUAUUGUCCGAUGUUGUGUUUUCGAGUAUAUCAAUAUUAUAUUGCAUAGAAAUUAACGUUAUCGACUAUUAUAAUAUUUAUUCAAAUUACCCUAAUAUUUUGUAUACUUAAAAAACUUUCCAAUAUUAUAGUUAUACGAUUUCUAAUUGUUGUAUUAUUUUUUAGAUUUGAAUGCCCGGUUGCACCAAACUUGUUGUUAUCUAUUAAUAAACCUGGUGUUAAAUAUGUGUAUAAUGAUAAAUUAACGGUUGAUAAACUAAAUGUUUAACAUGUGUUAAAUUUACAAGUGUUUCUCAAUCUUUUUGUUACAUUUAGAUUAUUACCAAAAUAUUGGUUAUUAAACCGACAUUUCAAAAUUGUUCAAAAGAUUAUGGCUGUCACGAAUCACUUUAGGUUUUGGCAGUCUCAUAAAUAUUUCUAAAAUUAUUUCUUCAUUAUAAAUAUCUAAUGUAUCUGAUAAAGACCAUUCUAAUGAACUGUUCAUUAUUAAUUAAAAUUAUUCAGUCAGAAAAAAACAAGAAAAGAACUUAAAAAACUAAAAUAAGAAAACAAAAAAGCGGAUAAACUUCGCACAAUGGGUGCAGCCACUGUUAUUGGUGAAAAGUUUGGAAUGUAAGAUAUAGAGAAAGAAUUAAUUUAUAUCUGUAAGCAACAAUAAACCAUUGCUAACAAAAAACGAUUCUGAACGGAGUUCAGUUGAUACUGAUGCUUUAUCAACAAUAUGUAUGUAU
Molecule: messenger RNA, 12658 nt
Organism: Cinara cedri
Lineage: Eukaryota; Metazoa; Arthropoda; Insecta; Hemiptera; Aphididae
Source: the annotation of a GenBank genome assembly